AUGCGCCACACAGGGGGGCGUCGAGAACCUCCAGGCCCAGGAAGCCACAGCUCCCAAGAAAAUCCUGAGGGGAGGCCGCUGCCCGAGGCCCGGAGACCCGCGCCCCGAGAUCGCGGGAGCCCCCCGGAUAAGCCGGUGCACGCCUCCCGGCCAGGCCUCGCCCCGACGGCCGGGAGAAGCCGUCCCGGGGCGCCAGCGCCGCGCCCAGGCCGCCGGCGCCUUACCUGCGGCCGCAGCCCGGCCCGCUGCGCUUCCGUCCUAUUGUGUCCCCGCCAGCAAGAUGGCGGCGGCCGCGCGGCCCCGCCCCGCGCCUCGCUCCCGGCACCUCUCGCCAUUGGCUGGCCGCGGAGCGCACGCGGACGGGGCGGCCCGUCGGCGCUGUUGCUAGGGCGCCGGGAUUCGCCGCGGCGGCUUCCGGAAGGGGCGGGGUCAGCGGCGGGACGGGGCGGGGGCGCAGGAGGCGUGCUGGCCGCCAGCACUCUGGACAGCCGGUCGUCUCGUUUCUUUCCGGCCCGGGGGUUUGUCGGGGUGCGGGAUUUUCCGCGCCAACAUCGCAACAGCCUGCAGCAAACUGGGAAGCGGUCACCCUCGCAGAUGGAUGGACAGACAGACGGCUGGAAGAGCGGCCGUGGACGGUAUGAAGAUAGUCCUGCAGUGGGUGGAAGGAAACCCAGGGGAAGGCUGCUUCCCAUAAAACAGAAAUUAGAGCCACUGAGGAACUCCAGCAGUGAAGACAGAGGGACAAGAGGUGACCGUGGUGAAAAACCAGAAUGA
Manis javanica (Malayan pangolin) is the source of this 774-nucleotide messenger RNA. NCBI's taxonomy places the organism in Eukaryota, Metazoa, Chordata, Mammalia, Pholidota, Manidae. The record is from RefSeq and is a predicted model, not a curated record.